AUGGCCAAGGCGGCCGUAGACCGCUCCGUUGGCAGGCUUGAGAUGUUCGCGGGGGAGUGGUUUGUUAACAGUGAGCUCCUCCUUUAUAUUGCUGAAAGGUCACUCUCCCUGAAGAGACUUCAUCUAAAAAAUUGCGAGUUCACGGGCGAAGUUUUCGUUGAGCUGACUCGGAAUUCACAGCUGGCAGCGCUGCAGUGCCUUGAGCUCGCUGAGAUUGAGUUCACCCAUGAAGAACUGACAACCAUUCUUGACAACUGUCCUCGCCUGGAGACUCUCAGCAUGCGCAGCUGCUACAGCAUCCGACUAAAUGACGAUGAAGCCCUGCGAGCAAAAUGUGACAGAAUCAAGAAUCUGACAAUAUCCGAUUGCUACUCUGAUACUGGAUAUGACUACCAUUAUCAUAACUUCCAUGAUGCUGAUUACGACUACUACUCCCAUUAUCUUAAUAUCCAUGGCACCGAUUAUGACUAUGGUUCUGACUAUUCAUAUAAUUGGUAG
This is a messenger RNA of Lolium perenne, 498 nucleotides long. Its product is annotated as putative F-box/LRR-repeat protein 22. Lineage: Eukaryota; Viridiplantae; Streptophyta; Magnoliopsida; Poales; Poaceae. The record is from RefSeq and is a predicted model, not a curated record.